Penicillium cataractarum is the source of this 888-nucleotide messenger RNA. RefSeq names its product putative bZIP transcription factor (MetR). Gene Ontology annotation, biological process: regulation of transcription by RNA polymerase II. The transcript is spliced from 2 exons. Lineage: Eukaryota; Fungi; Ascomycota; Eurotiomycetes; Eurotiales; Aspergillaceae. The record is from RefSeq and is a predicted model, not a curated record. Gene Ontology annotation, molecular function: DNA-binding transcription activator activity, RNA polymerase II-specific; RNA polymerase II transcription regulatory region sequence-specific DNA binding. Gene Ontology annotation, cellular component: nucleus. Bases 1 to 888 code for a protein of 295 amino acids.
AUGGCCAACUUCAACGGGCGCCGCGCCCCCAACUUUGCCCAAUAUCUCGAUGACUUGAACACCAUCCCGUCGCCUUACGACCAGGCUGUGCAGCAGCGCCAGCAGGAGAACACUUUCAACCUCGACGAGGAACUGGCUCUCUUCACCAAUACCGAGUUCUUCGAUUUCGACAAGUUCACCGACCUUGGCCUGCCUACCUUCGAUGCCGUCGAUCACAAGUCUUCCCCCGUCGAGUCCAUCGCGGACCAGUCUACACAAAAUGCCGAUAUGAAGUUUUUGGAAUUCCUGAAUGAUGGUCUGGGCAACAUGACCGAGUACCAGCAGGAGCUGAAUGGCCUGAACGCCUCGAUGCCCGUGCAAUCCGCACCUUACUCGGCGGUCCCCUCCGUGUCUCACGGACCCGUGGCGGCUAACUCGGUUCCCACCCAAAAUGUGCCCAUCACUGCUCCUCCGAGCGUCGCGGCCACUCCCGUCCAGACUGCCGUUUCGCCGGCUACAUCUGCCGCUCCCGCCAAGCGGAAGAGCACUUCCAAGGCCACUCCCACGAGUGCCGAGGAGGCUUCCCGCGUUAUGGCCGAGGAGGACAAGCGUCGCCGCAACACCGCUGCCAGUGCUCGCUUCCGUGUCAAGAAGAAGAUGCGUGAGCAGGCGCUGGAGCGCAGCCUCAAGGAGACUAACGACAAGAACGAUGCCCUCGAGGCUCGUGUCUCCCAGCUGGAGCUGGAGAACCACUGGCUCCGCGGUCUGAUCAUGGAAAAGAACGGCACCGAGGAGCGCAACGAGGCCUCUGAGAAGGCCAUCUCUGACAUGUUCAAGAAGUUCCUGGCCUCGCGCAAGACCGAGUCAAGUCUUUCCGAGUCCAAGCACGGCGUGGGCACCACUGCCUAG